Molecule: messenger RNA, 648 nt
Organism: Racocetra fulgida
Lineage: Eukaryota; Fungi; Glomeromycota; Glomeromycetes; Diversisporales; Gigasporaceae
Source: the annotation of a GenBank genome assembly
AUGAGUACUAAUACUAAUGAUAUUCUUAUUCCUAAAAAAGGAAACACUUUUUCUACUUUUGGAGAAGCUUGUGCCUUUGUAGAAAAGUAUGCAGCACAAACCAAUAUUGUUACAAUUUUGGGAAGGACAACCAAAAAUUCAGAAGGUAAUAGUUAUAGACAGGCAUUUUUCAUUUGCGAGAAACAGAGGAGCUAUAAUGGAAAAAAUGAGGCAUAUACUACUAAGCGAAUAGGUUGUCAGUUUGUUAUCAGAUUAAAUUAUCGUAAGCGCUCAAAAGAAUUCGCUAUAACCAAAUUAUGCUUGGAGCAUAAUCAUGUUAUUUAUCCUAAUACUAGAAAGUUCAGUAUCAAUAUGCGUAAAAUGGAUCAGAAUGAGCUAGGCACGAUUGAAGAUCUUCACAAUAAGGGACUUCGAACAAAAGACAUUUAUACUAUUUUAGCAUCCAUGAGCUCGAAGUAUAUACAUAAACGUGAUGUUUAUAAUGCUGUUGAUCGUCAACGUCAGCAAAAAUUGCAAGGGCUAAAUGAAAUUGAGAUGCUGCUUAAAACUUUAGAACAUGAUGAAAAUAUUAUUGCAAGUAUUGCUACUAAACCUGUGUAUAACGAUGAGCGUGAUCAAGAUGGAUCAUUUAUCCAAGCAAUCUUCUGA